AUGCCGUCUUUAGUCAUCGUUCUUAACUGCCUUGCAUUGACCUUGGUGCUGUUGGUACAGGCGCAGACAGUCAACGACACCACCUUCGUCGGUCAAGCUCGAACCUCCGGCGACGUCUCGACAGCAGAAGAGUAUACUUGUUCCAAGACCAAGGACUGCAAGUUGGGAUGCUGCGGCCAGCUACGAGUAUCUACCUACCUAGAGAUCCGGGCACUGGUAUGGGCGUGUGUGGCCUGGGUCCAACAUUCUGUGGAAAAGGAUACAUCUCCACCUGUAACUACAAAAGCCAAUGUAACCCGGGAUAGGGAAUUAAACGGUCCAACGCAUCGACCUGCCCCUCGAACGUGUGUUUCUCAGAGUUCGGGUUCUGCGGAACCACACCGGGCUUUUGCGGCGGCAAGAUUGUGUCGUCUCCUGAAUGCGGCAGUUGCCAGCAGGACGUCGGAUGCCAUUACUAUUGGGUACUGCAAAGGCUGGAAUAUGGCCAAGAGGACUUGCAACACGAUGAAGCCGUCCGAGAUCCCCCUAGGCUACUACACCCACAUCUUCUACUCCUUCGCCCUCAUCGGCCCAAAGACCUUCCACAUUGUCGACAUGGACGCCGAGGUGGGCUCUCACUACAAUUCUGUCGCGGCGCUCAAGAAUAGGCAGUCGGGGUCGCAGGUGUGGAUAGCUAUCGGCGGAUGGGCCAUGCACGACCCGGGCCCCUGGCGUACCGCCUUUUCCGACAUGGCGCGGACAACGGCGUCGCAGGAUGCCUUUUUCCAGCCUUUGACUGCGUUUCUGACCCUCCACAGUUUUGAUGGAGUGGAUCUGGACUGGGAGGACCUUGGCUGCAUGGUCGCAGGCUGUGAGUUCACCAACGGCACAAAAGACGGCGAGUGCACCGGCACCCCCGGCGUCUUGUCGGUGGCCGAGAUCAACGAGAUCAUAAAGGACGGCGGCAAGGUGACGUACGACGACGCGGCGGCCGUCAAGAUUGUGACGUGGGACACAAACGAAUGGAUAUCCCUUGACGACGUCGAAACGCUCAAGAUCAAGCAGGACUAUGCCAAUCGGACGUGUCUUGGAGGAACCAUGAUCUGGGCUAUUGAUCUUGACGACGGAAGCAUAAUCAACGCUCUGGGCUCCAACCUCAAUCGUCCCAAGGCAAGUACUGCAAAGAAUGUGGUGGGUUGGAAGUGA
This is a messenger RNA of Pyricularia pennisetigena, 1185 nucleotides long. RefSeq lists its product as uncharacterized. The transcript has 3 exons. Gene Ontology annotation, molecular function: chitin binding; hydrolase activity, hydrolyzing O-glycosyl compounds. Lineage: Eukaryota; Fungi; Ascomycota; Sordariomycetes; Magnaporthales; Pyriculariaceae. Gene Ontology annotation, biological process: carbohydrate metabolic process. The record is from RefSeq and is a predicted model, not a curated record. Bases 1 to 1185 code for a protein of 394 amino acids.